CCACUUCUACAGAAGAUCCUUUGACUCCGUCUCGGUUGCUCUCUUUUUUUCACGUUCAUUCGCUAACAAAUCUCUCUCUCUCUCUCUCUCUCUCUCUAUCCAAUUUUUGUUUUUUCUUUUCACACUUCAGAAGAUGAGCUAGAUAAGCUCGAGAGAUUCACAGUUGUUUAAUGUUGUAAGGAAUGUUGGAUUGUGGUGAUUAGGUCAAAAUACAUGGGUGGCCAGCGCGAGAAGUUUGUUAGGUUGGAUGACUUGGAUUCUACAUUCUCAUCAUCUUCAAAUACUGGACUAACUAAAUGUGGGUUUGAUGUUGAUGGAUUUUGCCAUGCUGCUCAUCCAAGAGAUGGAACAUCUAGAUCGUUUAAGAGGGGAAUGAGAAAGGGAUCUGAAGGGCUUAAGUCAAUUGGUCGAUCACUUGGAUUUGGGGUUUCUCGUGCCGUUUUUGCAGAAGAUCUUAAAGUUUCAGAGAAGAAGAUAUUUGAUCCUCAAGACAAACUCCUCCUUUUCUGGAAUAAACUCUCUGUCAUAUCAUGCAUUUUGGCUGUAUCUGUGGAUCCACUUUUUUAUUAUCUUCCAGUCAUUAAUCAAUCAUCAGCUUGCAUUGAUAUAGAUCGAAAGUUAGCUAUCACAGUUACUACAUUGCGGACAAUUUUCGACACUUUUUAUCUCAUUCACAUGGCCCUUCAAUUCCGAACAGCUUAUAUUGCCCCAUCGUCCCGGGUUUUUGGACGGGGUGAACUUGUGAUUGAUCCUGCACAAAUAGCCCGGCGAUACCUGCGGCGGUACUUUAUCAUUGAUUUUAUUUCUGUGCUACCCCUACCACAGAUUGUGGUUUGGAGAUUUCUUCAGAAUUCAGAAGGUUCAGAUGUAAUGGCCACAAAACAGGCCUUGUUUUUCAUUGUCUUACUUCAAUAUUUUCCCAGAUUUCUUCGGAUAUUACCUUUAACUUCAGAACUUAAAAGGACAGCCGGUGUAUUUGCUGAAACGGCUUGGGCAGGUGCUGCAUAUUACUUGCUACUAUACAUGCUCGCUAGUCAUAUAGUUGGCGCAUUCUGGUACCUCUUAGCUGUAGAACGCAAUAAUGCGUGCUGGCAGCAGGCUUGUUCAGAUAGCAAAGAUUGCAAAAGAUCAUUGUAUUGCAGCAAGCAAACCAUGGAAGAGAAGAGCUGGCAGGCUCUGCUCAAUUCAAACUGCUCAGUAGAUGAUAACUCACCAUUUGAUUAUGGAAUAUUCCAAAGUGCUUUGUCAUCUGAAGUUGUCUCCUCAUCCAUGAAUUUUGUCUCUAAAUACUGUUACUGUCUGUGGUGGGGGCUACAGAAUUUAAGUACACUUGGCCAGGGACUUCAAACCAGCACAUAUCCUGGGGAGGUUAUAUUUUCCAUAGCACUAGCCAUACUUGGACUCAUCCUCUUUGCACUUCUUAUUGGCAACAUGCAGACCUAUCUUCAGUCGCUUACCAUUCGGCUAGAGGAGAUGAGGGUUAAAAGGCGUGAUUCAGAGCAGUGGAUGCAUCAUCGCUUGCUCCCACAGGACCUUAGGGAGCGGGUUAGACGGUAUGAUCAGUACAAGUGGUUGGAAACACGUGGGGUGGACGAAGAGAGUUUGGUCCAGUGUCUACCAAAGGAUCUUAGGAGAGAUAUCAAGCGACACCUCUGUCUCGCGUUAGUGAGGAGGGUUCCUCUAUUUGAGAGCAUGGAUGAGAGGUUGCUUGAUGCCAUUUGUGAGCGACUGAAACCCUGUUUAUUCACAGAGAGUACUUACAUUGUUCGUGAAGGAGAUCCAGUUGAUGAGAUGCUUUUUAUCAUACGUGGUCGCCUUGAGAGUGUAACCACCGAUGGUGGGAGGAGUGGGUUUUUCAACCGCAGUUUACUGAAAGAAGGUGAUUUCUGUGGGGAGGAGCUUCUGACCUGGGCACUGGAUCCCAAAUCGGGAUCUAACCUCCCAUCUUCUACUCGGACAGUGAAGGCUAUAACAGAGGUUGAGGCUUUUGCCCUAUUUGCUGAAGAGUUAAAAUUUGUGGCAAGUCAAUUUAGGCGCCUUCACAGUAGACAGGUUCAGCACACUUUCCGUUUCUACUCACAGCAGUGGAGGACUUGGGCUGCAUGCUUUAUCCAAGCGGCAUGGCGUCGAUAUUCCAAGAGGAAGAUUAUGGAGCUUCAGCGCAAGGAAGAAGAAGAGAGAGCAGAAGGGUCAGCAGCGACCCACAAUAAUGUUGGUGGAGGUUCAUAUAGUCUUGGUGCCACUUUCUUAGCUUCCAGGUUUGCAGCAAAUGCACUUCGUGGUGUUCAUCGAAAUCGAAAUGCAAAGACUGCCAGGGAACUGAUGAAACUGCAGAAGCCCCCAGAGCCUGAUUUUGCUGUUGAUGAUGCAGAAUGACUCGUAAUGUAAGAUAACUCUUUUGAUAUGCUCAUGAUUGAAUUUUUUAGGACUUCAUUUAAGGGACUAAAAACAAUGUAUUCUAAUACAGGAUGUCAAACUUUGUAUAGAAGUUGUAAGACUUUUCUGGGAGAAAAAGGUGAAAGAAAAAGAAGAAGAAGAAGAAGUAAA
Carya illinoinensis is the source of this 2547-nucleotide messenger RNA. RefSeq names its product probable cyclic nucleotide-gated ion channel 5. Gene Ontology annotation, molecular function: voltage-gated potassium channel activity; protein binding. The record is from RefSeq and is a predicted model, not a curated record. Lineage: Eukaryota; Viridiplantae; Streptophyta; Magnoliopsida; Fagales; Juglandaceae. Gene Ontology annotation, biological process: potassium ion transport; transmembrane transport. Gene Ontology annotation, cellular component: membrane. Bases 214 to 2376 code for a protein of 720 amino acids. The transcript is spliced from 8 exons.